Messenger RNA from Sardina pilchardus (European sardine), 1408 nucleotides. RefSeq names its product putative ferric-chelate reductase 1. Lineage: Eukaryota; Metazoa; Chordata; Actinopteri; Clupeiformes; Clupeidae. Gene Ontology annotation, biological process: regulation of postsynaptic membrane neurotransmitter receptor levels; regulation of glutamate receptor signaling pathway. Bases 130 to 900 code for a protein of 256 amino acids. The record is from RefSeq and is a predicted model, not a curated record. The transcript has 7 exons.
AGGGAAGAAGCGCACCUCAGACUCAGCAUCCAGUGCACUUGUGAACCACACGCAGCACAUCUUUGGAGUGAAUACAAGCCAACCCAGGAUUUUACACAUUAAAGCAAGACAAGGAAUACUUUUUGAGAGAUGGAUAAACUUUUCAGCAUUUUUCUUGGACUUUCCUGUGUGAUGUUCGCCACGGCGCAGGUGACUGUGUCCACACUCAAUACGACCAUCACCAACGCUACCUGCGGGACAGAUCGCGCAUGUAUCUCUAAUCCAGUGUCCUGCAACCCCGCGACGGAUAGCUCGUGUCUGUUCGUCUCCACAAAGUCAGAUGCCAAUGGCAACCUGAAUUUUGAACUCCGUGGAAAUUCCAGCGGCUACAUCGCCGUAGCUCUAUCAACUGACUCCAGCGCAGGAGGCGACGACAAAACCUACAUUUGCGCUAACAACAACUCUGCUCCCCUCUUUGUCUUUGCGCUGCUGGGGGCUAACAACACUCUAACCACUCAAAAUGAUACAUCAAGCAUCAGUAAUGUCAGUGCUUCAAUCAGCCAAUCCACCAUCCAGUGUGUGUUUGAUGUGAGUGGCCUGAACGCAACAUCCCGUGCCAACGCUGCAACCACCUUUUCAGUUGUACUGGCUUCCGGGACUGUUUCUGCUGAUGGUACACUUUCACCCGCAACUGUGCGAACGGUGUCUGAGCCACUGGACCUGUCCAACGCCAGUAGCACCAACACAGCAACAGCAACAGUUGCUCCCAGCACUAACUCAACAAACACCACCAAUGCCAGCAGCAAUGCCACCACCACAGCAGCCACCACAGCAGCCUCUGGGGGCAACAUCUCUCUGCAGCAUGGCCUUUCACAAGCCGUGUUGAUCCUCCUCGGCGUCCUGGCCAUCGGGAUGAUGUGAGUCCUUCCUGGUGAAGCCCCACCCUGCCUUAGCUGUACUGAGACAAUGCACUGACUUCUCCCACUGCCAAAGACUACUACAGCCUCUCCAUAGCCACAGGAUCGUCACCAUAUGAUGGUUAUCGCCGCCAUUUCACUCUAGCCAUGUUAUUUAAUUAGGGGUAUGCUUGUGUGUGUGUGUGUGUGUGUGUGUGUGUGUGUGUGUGUGUGCGUGUGUGAGAUUACAUAUAUGAGAUGAUGAAGAACAUAGCCUUGAGGUGACACUACCUGCAUUCACUUACUGUACUUAGACUAAGCAGACAAGACGUGUGUGUUUUUGUGUGUGUUUGUGUGUGUGUAUGUUAGUGUGUGUGUUUGAGAGAGAGAGAGUAAUAGAAAGAGAGACUGUCUGUGUGUCUAGAAACAUGAAGCAUGAAGCCAUUGAUUGGUGGAUAAUUACAGAAAUACGUUUUUUAAAAGGUUUAUUUUUCUCUGUCUUUUAUAAUAAAUAAAUUAUCUAUUGAUAUUGA